Messenger RNA from Poecilia latipinna (sailfin molly), 8221 nucleotides. Its product is annotated as teneurin-2. The record is from RefSeq and is a predicted model, not a curated record. Bases 1 to 7971 code for a protein of 2656 amino acids. Gene Ontology annotation, biological process: neuron development; heterophilic cell-cell adhesion; signal transduction. Gene Ontology annotation, cellular component: neuron projection; membrane. Lineage: Eukaryota; Metazoa; Chordata; Actinopteri; Cyprinodontiformes; Poeciliidae. The transcript is spliced from 34 exons. Gene Ontology annotation, molecular function: calcium ion binding; protein homodimerization activity; cell adhesion molecule binding.
AUGCAAAGCUCCAAGGUGGAGCGGCUCGGACAGCAGGACAGAAGCAGGAUUUCGCUUCUUACCCGUCAAAAUGCCCGCAUCUCAUUUUGCCUCUGUGACCCUCAUAUCACUCAGUCAUCUGGUUUGUCUAACAUCUUCCUCUCUUCCUGUCCCCUCCAUCCUCCAGGUCGCCCACUCCCUCCAACCUCCUCCUCCACCCUGCUCCCACCGUCCCUCCCGUCCUCCUCGUCCGCCCCUCAUCACCCCUCCCCCGGUCCGUCCCCACCCAUCAGGGAAUGCCAGGUUCCCCUGCUGGAGAAAAACUCCACCCACUCCCACCUGGAGCCCCACCGAGAUGACUCGUACCUGCUCCGGGCUCAGUCCGCCUCCACGGGGGCCGCCAACCACCACAGUCAGUCCACGCUGCAGCCUCCACUGCCGCCUCCACACAACCACCACAACCUGUCCCACCAGUCUGCAAACAGCCUGAACAGAAACACCCUGAGGGGAGGACGGAACCCCAUUCACGCCCCGGCUCCGGGCACCGGAGAUGGACCCACCACCCCGGAGUCGGUCCAGCUACAGGACAGCUGGGUGCUCAACAGCAACGUCCCGUUGGAAACCAGGCACUUCUUGUUCAAGACGUCAUCAGGGACCACCCCGCUCUUCAGCAGCUCCUCCCCCGGAUACCCGCUGACGUCGGGGACGGUGUACUCUCCGCCGCCUCGCCUGCUGCCCAGGAACACCUUCUCUCGCUCAGCCUUCAAGCUGAAGAAGCCGUCCAAAUACUGCAGCUGGAAAUGCGCGGCGGUCACAGCGAUCGCAGCUGCCGCCCUGCUGGCCAUCUUACUGUCCUACUUCAUUGCGAUCAACUUGCUGGGUCUGACGUGGCAGCUGAAGCCCUCUGACGGCCCUCUGUUAAACAACGGACUGGGAGCCGGUCUGCCUGUCAACAGUGACGUGGCCACACUGCCCUCUGGAGGCAGAGGUCCGUGGGCAGGCAGAAACAGCAGCAUAGACACCGGGAACAUCGAGGUGGGCAGGCGGGUGACCCAGGACGUCCCCCCUGGAGUGUUUUGGAGAUCCCUCCUCUAUCUCAGCCAGCCGCAGUUCCUCAAGUUCAACAUCUCCCUCGGGAAGGACGCCCUCUUCGGCGUUUACAUCCGCAAGGGCCUGCCCCCCUCGCACGCGCAGUACGACUACAUGGAGCGCCUCGACGGGAAGGAGAAGUGGAGCGUGGUGGAGUCCCCGCGGGAGAGGAGGAGCAUCCAGACCGUGGUCCUGAACGAGGCGGUGUUUGUCCAGUACCUGGACGCCGGCGCCUGGCACCUGGCCUUCUACAACGACGGCCGGGAGAGAGAGUCGGUCUCCUUCAGCACAAACGUCAUGGAUUCGGUGCAAGAGUGCCCGCGCAAUUGCCAUGGCAACGGAGAGUGCAACUCGGGCGUGUGCCACUGCUUCCCCGGAUUCCACGGCAUGGACUGCUCCAAAGCUGCUUGCCCGGUGCUGUGCAGCGGCAACGGCCAAUACGACAAGGGUUCCUGUGUGUGUUACAGUGGCUGGAAGGGACCCGAGUGCGACAUCCCCGUCACGCAAUGCAUAGACCCUCUUUGCAGCGGCCAUGGCACCUGCACCGAUGGAAACUGUGUGUGCUCCAUCGGCUACAAGGGGCCGAACUGUGCAGAGGUGGAUUGCCUGGACCCGACGUGUUCCAACAACGGCAUCUGCGUGAACGGAGAGUGCCACUGCAAGCCGGGGUGGGGAGGGCUGCACUGCGAACUGCCCAGGGCCCAGUGCCCGGACCAGUGCCACGGCCACGGCGCCUUCAUCCCAGACACCGGCUUGUGCAGCUGCGACCCCAACUGGAUGGGGCCCGACUGCUCCAUGGAGGUUUGCUCGGUCGACUGCGGGACCCACGGCGUGUGCAUGGGCGGGGCGUGUCGCUGUGAGGAAGGCUGGACCGGGGCCGGCUGCGACCAGCGCGUCUGCAACCCGCUCUGCAUCAAACACGGGACCUGCAAGGACGGCAAGUGCCAGUGCCACCAGGGCUGGAACGGCGAGCACUGCACCAUCGACGGCUGUCCCAACUUGUGUAACGGGAACGGCCAGUGCACCAUGGGUCAGCAGAGCUGGCACUGCGAGUGCCAGACAGGCUGGAGGGGCCCCGGAUGCAGCGUUGCCAUGGAAACCUCCUGCUCUGACAACAAGGACAACGAAGGAGACGGACUGACGGACUGCAUGGAUCCAGACUGUUGCAUCCAGAGUCCCUGUCAGAACAGCCCUCUGUGUCGGGGCUCCCGGGACCCCCUGCUGGUCAUCCAGCAGAACCCCAUGUCCCAGCCUCGAGUCAGGUCUUUCUACGACCGCGUCAAGAUGCUGGUGGGACGGGACAGCACCCACAUCAUCCCCGGGGAAAACCCGUUCAACUCCAGCUUGGCGUCCCUCAUCCGGGGUCAGGUGCUGACCACAGACGGAACCCCUCUGGUGGGGGUCAACGUGUCUUUUGUCAACUACCCACACUACGGAUACACGCUGACGCGGCAGGACGGAAUGUUUGACCUGAUAGCUAACGGCGGCGCCUCUCUGACCCUGCGGUUCGAGCGCGCGCCCUUCCUGAGCCAGGAGCGCACCGUUUGGCUGCCCUGGAGCCAGUUUUAUGCAAUGGACACGGUGGUGCUUAAGACAGAGGAGAACACGAUCCCAGGCUGCGAUCUGAGCGGCUUCGUCAGGCCUGACCCUGUUGUGAUUGCAUCCCCUCUCUCCUCCUUCUUCAGCUCCAAGCCAGGGGAGAAACCCAUCAUACCGGAGACACAGGUGCUGCAUGAGCAGAUCGAGGUGCCCGGCACAGGCCUCAAGCUGUGCUACCUAAGCUCCCGCACGCAGGGCUACCGCUCGCUCCUCAAGGUCACCAUGACCCCGGCCGUAGUGCCGAUGGGCCUGCUGAAGGUGCACCUGAUGGUGGCCGUGGAGGGCCACCUCUUCCAGAAGUGGUUCCACGCCUCCCCGAACUUGGCCUACACCUACAUCUGGGACAAGACGGACGCGUACGGGCAGAGGGUCUAUGGUCUGGCUGAAGCCGUCGUAUCGGUGGGCUAUGAGUACGAGUCGUGUGCCAGCCUGAUCCUCUGGGAGAAGAGGACCACCAUCCUGCAGGGCUACGAACUGGACCCCACCAAUUUGGGCGGCUGGUCGCUUGACAAGCACCACAUACUCAACACGCGCAGCGGCAUCCUGCACAAAGGCAGCGGCGAGAACGUGUUCGUGACGGAGCAGCCUCCGGUCAUCACGAGCAUCAUGGGAAACGGACGCAGGCGCAGCAUCUCGUGCCCGAGCUGCAACGGCCUCGCGGACGGCAACAAGCUGCUGGCGCCGGUCGCCUUGGCGAUGGGCAUCGACGGCAGCCUGUAUGUCGGCGACCUCAACUUCGUGCGUCGGGUCUACCCGUCGAUGAACACGACGGGAAUCCUGGAGCUGAGGAACAAAGACUUCAGGCACAGCAAUAACCCAACCCAUAAGUACUUCCUGGCGGUGGAUCCGGUAUCCGGGGCGCUGUUCAUCUCGGACACCAACUCCAGGCGGAUUUACAGGGUUCGCUCGCUGACGGGUGGCCGUCUGCUGUCGGACAACGCCGAGGUGGUGGCGGGGACGGGGGAGCAGUGCUUACCCUUCGACGAGCGCUGCGGCGACGGUGGAAAAGCCACUGAAGCUACGCUAAUGAGCCCCAAAGGCAUCGCUGUGGAUAAAAAUGGCCUGAUGUAUUUCGUGGACGCCACCAUGAUCCGCAAGGUGGACCAGAAUGGCAUCAUCUCCACUCUGCUUGGCGCCAACGACCUAACUGCCGUCCGGCCGCUGAGCUGUGACACCAGCAUGGACGUCAGCCAGGUCCGUCUGGAGUGGCCCACGGACUUAGCAGUGAACCCCAUGGACAACUCUCUCUACGUCCUGGAAAACAAUGUCAUCUUACGCAUCACUGAGAACCACCAGGUGAGCAUUAUUGCCGGCCGGCCCAUGCAUUGCCAAGUGCCAGGCAUUGACUACAGCCUCAGUAAGCUGGCUAUCCACGCCGCCCUGGAGAGUGCCACAGCCAUCGCCCUGUCCCACACCGGCACUCUCUACAUCGCUGAGACAGAUGAGAAGAAGAUUAAUCGAGUCAGACAGGUGAACACCAACGGAGAGAUCUCUCUCCUGGCCGGCGCCGCCUCCGACUGCGACUGCAAGAACGACGUCAACUGCAACUGCUUCUACGGCGACGACGGCUACGCCCCUGACGCGGGCUUGAACUCCCCGACGUCCCUCGCCGUCUCCCCCGACGGCACCCUCUUCAUCGCCGACCUCAACAACAUACGCAUCAGGGCGGUGCGGGCGAACCGGCCGGGCCCGGCCCUCUCGAGCGUGGGGUUCGCCGGGUCGGCGCAGUACGAGGUGGCGUCGCCGCGGGAACAGGAGCUGUAUGUCUUUGACGGCGAGGGGCUUCACAUCCAGACGGUCAGCCUCGUGACCGGGGAGCCCCUUUAUAACUUCACCUACGGCUCGGACGGCGAGCUGGUCAUGCUGGUGGACAACUGCAACAACACCGUCAAGGUCAGGAGAGACGGCCAAGGGCAGGGAGGCGGAGCCGGCCUGCUCAGGCUGGUGCUGCUGCCCGAGAAUCAGGUGGUGACCCUCGGAUUGGACCCGACCGGGGGGCUGCGCAGUGUGUCCGCCAUGGGCCAGGAGGUGGCUUUGAUGGGCUACAGCGGGAACACGGGCCUACUGGCCACCAAGGCUGAUGAGACCGGAUGGACAACAUUCUACCAGUAUGACAGCGAGGGCCGCCUGACCAACGUGACGUACCCGACGGGCAUGGUGACGAGUCUCCACCGCGAGAUCGAGCGCUCCAUCAACAUAGACAUCGAGAGCUCGAGCCGGGACGACGACGUCACCGUCAUCACCAACCUGUCCUCGGUCGAAGCCUCCUACACAGUGGUGCAAGACCAGGUGAGGAACAGCUACCAGCUGUGCAACAACGGCACCCUGAGAGUGAUGUAUGCCAACGGGAUGGGCAUCAGCUUCCACACCGAGCCCCACAUCCUGGCAGGCUCCGUCAGCCCCACCAUCGGGCGGAGGAACAUCACCCUGCCCACCGACAAUGGCCUCAACUCCAUCGAGUGGCGUCUGCGCAAAGAGCAGACCAAGGGUCGGAUCACCGUGUUUGGGAGGAAGCUGAGGGCUCACGGACGCAAUCUUCUCUCCAUCGACUUCGACCGCAAUACCCGCACUGAGAAGAUUUACGACGAUCACCGCAAGUUCACGCUGCGCAUCAUGUACGACACUCAGGGCCGCCCGGCCAUGUGGCUGCCGAGCAGCAGCUUGGCGGUCGUCAACGUUUCCUAUUCGCCCACCGGACAGCUCGUGGGUCUGCAGAGGGGCAGCAUGAGCGAGAAGACCGAGUUUGACUCCCAGGGUCGCAUCCUGUCCCGGUCGUUUGUGGACGGCAAGAUCUGGAGCUACAGCUACCUUGAUAAAUCCAUGGUGCUGCUGCUGCAGAGCCAAAGACAGUACGUCUUUGAGUUCGACGCCUCGGGGCGGGUCACAGCUGUCACCAUGCCCAGCGUCGCCCGCCACACCAUGUUCACGCACGUGUCUGUCGGCUACAUCCGCAACACCUACAACCCCCCGGAGAGCAACGCCUCCAUCAUCCACGACUUCAGCGAGGACGGCCGGCCGCAGGCCACGCACUACAUGGGCACCGGCCGCCGCGUCCUAUACAAGUACGGCAAGCUGGCCAAGCUGUCGGAGAUUGUGUACGACAGCACCGUUGUCACGUUCGGGUACGACGAGACGGCCGGCGUUCUCAAGAUGGUCAACCUGCAGAGCGGCGGCUUCUCUUGCACCAUCCGCUACCGCAAGAUGGGCCCCCUGAUCGACAAGCAGAUCUACCGCUUCAGCGAGGAGGGCAUGGUGAACGCGAGGUUCGACUACACCUACCAUGACAACAGCUUCCGCAUUGCCAGCAUGAAGCCCGUCAUCAGCGAGACGCCGCUGCCCGUUGACCUCUACCGAUACGAUGAGAUCUCCGGAAAGGUGGAGCACUUUGGGAAAUUCGGGGUCAUCUAUUAUGACAUUAAUCAAAUCAUCACCACAGCCGUAAUGACGCUGAGUAAGCAUUUCGACACCCACGGUCGCAUCAAGGAGGUCCAGUACGAGAUCUUCCGUUCGCUCAUGUACUGGAUGACGGUGCAGUAUGACAGCAUGGGCCGGGUUGUGAAGAGAGAGCUCAAGAUUGGGCCCUACGCCAACACCACUCAGUACCGCUAUGACUAUGAUGGAGACGGACAGCUCAGUGGUGUCAAGGUGAACGACUGGUCCACCUGGCGCUACAGCUACGACCUGAAUGGCAACCUCCACCUGCUGAAUCCGGGCAACAGCGCCCGGAUCCUUCCCCUCCGCUACGACCUCAGGGACCGCAUCACCCGCCUGGGAGACGUCCAGUACCGCCUGGACGAGGACGGUUUCCUCAGCCAGCGCGGCUCGGACGUCUUCGACUACAAUUCCAAAGGUCAGCUCCUGAGGGCCUACAACAGAGGACCGGGCGGCUGGAGCGUGGUGUACCACUACGACGGGCUCGGCCGUAGGGUGUCCACGCGGAACAGCCUGGGACAGCACCUCCAGUUCUUCUACGCUGACCUGAACCAUCCCACCAGGGUGACACAUAUCUUCAACCACUCCAGCUCUGACAUCUCAUCGCUUUACUACGACCUGCAGGGCCACUUGUUUGCAAUGGAGGUGAGCAGCGGAGAGGAAUAUUACAUUGCGUCCGACAACACAGGAACCCCACUGGCAGUUUUCAGCAGCAACGGGCAGAUGAUCAAACAGGUGCAGUACACGGCCUACGGUGAGGUGUACCUCGACUCUAACCCAGAGUUCCAGCUGGUGGUGGGUUUCCACGGCGGCCUGUACGACCCGCUGACCAAGCUGGUUCACUUCACCCAACGAGACUACGACGUGUUGGCCGGACGCUGGACCUCGCCCGACUACAGCAUGUGGCCCAAGAUAGGACGAGACCUCUCCCCGUUUAAUCUGUACAUGUUCAAGAACAACAACCCGCUCAGCGACAUGCUGGACGUCAAAAACUACGUGACAGAUGUGAAGAGCUGGUUGGUGAUGUUUGGCUUUCAGCUCAGCAACAUAAUCCCAGGAUUCCCUCGACACUCGCUCUACUUUGUGGAGCCGCCGUAUGAGCUUCAGGCCACCCAGCACUGUGAGAACGGACAGCUCAUCACCGGCGUGCAGCAGGCGGCAGAGCGCCACAACCAGGCCUUCAUGGCCCUCGAGGGCCGCCUUCUCAACAAAGAGCGCCGCAGACGUAAAGACAAGCCCGGCCACUGGUUCGGUACCAGCACCCCCAUCAUCGGCCGCGGAGUGAUGCUGGCGCUGAAGGAGGGCCGCGUUGUGGCCGGCGUGUCGCCGCUGGCCAGCGACGACAGCCGCAAGAUAGCUCUGGUGCUCAACGGCGCCCAGUACCUGGAGGGCACUCACUACACUCAGGACGGGAGGGACUGCCACUACUUUGUGAAAGUGGGGUCUGCCGACAGCGACCUGCUGGCCCUGGGGCUCACGAACGGACGGAAGUCUCUGGAGAGCGGCAUCAAUGUGACGGUGAGCGGCCGGUCGAGGAGAGGCGUGACCGUGGAGUUCGCCGUCCCGUCGCUAGUGCUGAGCAUUCGCUACGGGCUCUCUGUGGACGUGGUGGACGAAGAGAAGGUAAGACUGCUGGAGCUGGCCCGACAGAGGGCCCUGGCGGGGGCCUGGGCCAAGGAGCAGCAGCGCGCAAGGGACGGGAAAGGCGGCAGUCGCCUUUGGACCGAAGGGGAGAGGCAGCAGCUUCUAACGGCGGGUCGGGUCCAAGGCUACGACGGCUACUACGUGCUGCCGGUGGAGCAGUACCCAGAACUGGCCGACAGCAGCAACAACGUCCAGUUUCUCAGACAGAACGAGAUGGGCAGGAGGUAACAGCCCACCCGAACCCCGCUGACUCUUCCCUUCUCUCCCGACAUCUCCGGAUUUUGUCCCUUGUUUUUUUUUUUUUUUUUUUUUAUUUUUUUCAACCCCACCUCCUUAACCUUCUUACUCCUCUGAAAACCUACGGAGAACUAACCAACAAACGGGGUUACUCACGGAACGCUGCAGGGACUUUUAAAAAGUAUGAAAAACAUAUUGUUGAUUUUACUGCCACAGGCAAAAAAACAAAAACAAAAAAAAA